Dipodomys ordii (Ord's kangaroo rat) is the source of this 558-nucleotide messenger RNA. It is a transcript of the gene Cmtm2, whose product is annotated as CKLF-like MARVEL transmembrane domain containing 2. NCBI's taxonomy places the organism in Eukaryota, Metazoa, Chordata, Mammalia, Rodentia, Heteromyidae. The coding region runs from base 1 to 558 and encodes 185 amino acids. The record is from RefSeq and is a predicted model, not a curated record. The transcript is spliced from 4 exons. Gene Ontology annotation, cellular component: membrane.
AUGACUGCUAAGCCACAGGAACCCAAGACUUUUGGCGCCCGCACAAAGGAGAUUUGGGAUCAAACGAAGAAGGGAGUUGUGUACCACCAGAACGAAGUCAAAGAAAGCAAUAAACCAUUCUGGAUCAACGGGCAUGGCAUAGUCAAGCUCCUGGGUUUGAUCUGCCUGAUAGCUAGUAUAAAGAUAUUCGCCACGACCACCGCACACCCCAUUUUGACGCUGAUCCUCUAUAUGGAACUGUUCAUCGCUGUCUUCUUUUUCAUCCUCUACAUCUGUGCCAUUAACAGAUACCUGUCCUUCAUCAUUUGGCCUAUUUCUGACUUCAUCAAUGACCUGUUCUGUUGUUUGUUCCUUGUGGGAGGCAUAUACUUUGCUUUGGAAAGUCGCACCGCCAUGCCAGUAAACUACUUUAUUGCUAUGGUCCUUAUGGGUCUGGCUGCAUUUUUCGCUUUUGUUGACAUGUGUCUUCAGAGAAGAAGCUUCCCAGGCCAAGAGGAGAAACCCCAAAAACCUAAGGCUCCCAAGAAAGCAAAAGAGGCGAAAAAAGGCAAAGCUUAA